Molecule: messenger RNA, 1302 nt
Organism: Caenorhabditis elegans
Lineage: Eukaryota; Metazoa; Nematoda; Chromadorea; Rhabditida; Rhabditidae
Gene: F43C9.1
Product: F-box domain-containing protein
Exons: 8
Coding region: 113-1075 (320 amino acids)
Source: RefSeq, marked reviewed
CGAUCAGAUAGUGUUUCGAGUUCUCGUACAAGGAACAAACUUCACUGAUAUUCUAUUCUUUGACAAAUCUCGAGAAAAAAGGAAUACCCUUUCAAAAUUCAAACGCCACACAAUGUCGAUGCAUCAACUUCCUUCCGAAAUGCUUAGAUCAGUUUUUCAAAAUGUCAAUUCUCAAGACAUUCCGAAGCUUCGAAGUGUGUGCCAAAUGUUCAACAGUGUCAUCAAAGAGAACUACUGCUACCUGCCACGAGUUGCAUACCUUGUCAAAAUCUACUCGGUGAACGGAGAAAUUAUGAUCGCGAACAUGAAGUCCGGAGAUAUCAACGGAAGCACACAGAAUCUGUUUGAUUUCGAUUUCAAUCACUGGAGGGAAAUCGGAAUUGUUGAGCUGGAGUUUGAGAUCAUCAAUGAGUGUGAUUCCAUAAAAGUAGCAAAAGCGUUCACAUUGAUUCUACGUGAAAUGAUCAGAACUAGACAGUCACAAUUAAGAAAAAUGGUUUUCACAAAUGUCCGAUUAUCUGCCGAUGUAGCCACAGAAGUCAAGCAACUUUUUGACAUUGCGCUCUACCAAUGCGAGAAUGUAACUGUGGAAAACUCGAAUCUCCCAAUCUCCUUCCACUCAGACAGUUUGAAAUCUGCAAAGUUCGAUCACUUCCGCUGGAUUUCCUCUACUGGAUCAAAAACUCUUCCCUCUGAUAUUAUCCUCCGAAAGCUGCAAAAUGACAUGAAAAAUGCAGUCAACAAGCGUUCGUUUUUGGCUGAAAUGGACUCUGUCAGUGUUGAAGCUGCUUGCGAUUUUGUUGAGGAAUGGCUUCGUUUGCCCGUUGCGUCAUUCUUCAAUCUGUCGUUCCACAAUUGCGAUGAGACCUGGAAAACACGAUUCUUGGAGGAAUGUGAACGGCGCCAUUUGACACAUAACUAUAUGGAAUUUCAGUCGAGAACGCACACGAAUUCACACGUGAAAAUCAGCUUCUCACAGGACGCUAGUACGUGCUGCAUUUGGCCAGUUUUUGACGUCCCUGCUCGCACCACGGGACAAUCAGUUUGUUAUGCCCGUUAUUUCCGUGAUUUCUAGACGGUUAGAAAAAGGAUAUAUCUAGUCAUUCAACAUAAUCAUUUUGUUUUUUUUCUCCUGAAUUUUAUUCACUUUAUUCAUUUUAUCAAUUUUAGUAUUGUAGGCGGGUUCCUUUUAUUCAUUUCUAGUCAGUCAUCAUAUUCACUUUACUAUGGUUUUUUCCUCAUAUAUUACUCAUUUAUUAGAGUUAAACAUAUAAAAAUACAAAAAUAAACGAAUUCAAUGCG